AUGCCUCGUACUAAGCAAUUCAGUCACUCACAGACAGCAGGAAAGAAGCUCAUUGAGCUCACACCAAACAGAAAGGGCUCUGUAUACAAGCCAGCUGCCACCUUGUCUCAGACAAAGAAGCGUGUGCCUGGAAACAAGGCAUUGGCCGAGGUCAAGAAGUAUCAAAGAAGCACAGCACUGUUGGUGCGUCUUGCUGCAUUCAAACGCAUCGUAAGACAUUGCAUGGGCAGUAUAGAACAAGGACAAGAACUCAGAUUCCAGAAAGCAGCAUUUCUGACACUUCAAAGCGCAUAUGAGGCAUUCAUGACAGACGUCCUUGAAGAUGCAUGCAGGUUGACUGUUCAUGCCAAGAGGAAGACACUCUUCAGGGCUGAUAUUCAACUCACCUACAAAAUCAAGUACAAGUACGAUCUGAUUCCAAGCAUGACUGAAUAA
Molecule: messenger RNA, 435 nt
Organism: Enterospora canceri
Lineage: Eukaryota; Fungi; Microsporidia; Enterocytozoonidae
Source: the annotation of a GenBank genome assembly